CUGGUCUCUUGCGUUUCACUAACAAAAUCGCUGGAGCGUCGUUGCGCCCGCACGGUAGACCUGAACCUAAAAUAGGACAGUUGUGUUGGGUCUGAACUGAAUAACCACGCGCACUGUGCUGAAAAACCAUGGCUCUCAAUAGCUUAUAGGGUAUACAGGAGAGCGUUACCGCGGACUUAUUCUACAAUGAUAAACAUGUGCGUCAACCAGGUAAGAACAUUUCAUAACUUAACCCAUUUGGGUGCCUGGAUUUACAUUUGACAACGAAACAACUGAGUUAUUUGUUACAAAUGUAUUUAGGCAUUAAUAAUGCUGCGUUAAUGUUUACCAAUAAUUAUAGCCUAUUAGCAACGUUUGCAACGAAAUUGUUUUGGUGACCAUACACAGAAGACUUUAGAUAAACAGAAGAUGCAAGUAGAUAAGGACAACUAAGUUUUGAUUUACAUAGUAUUAAAUGUAACUGAUGUUGAAUUAUUACUUUAACGUGAAAUCCACAUCUUCAGCAUAGUGAGGAAUAUGUACAGAGAUGAUUUUUCCCAGGCUAUCAGGACCAUGGACAGUGCAUCUUCGCGCGCCGCGCAAAACGCAAGCGAAUGCAAACAUGUGGAUUAAAACUAUGUAAUAGAUUUUUUAAAACAAUAAGUUAAAGAGGCAAUAUGCUAUUAAACCUUUUCAUUCAGCCAGCCUACAUAUUCGUAUCGCACUGGAGCCAUUAACCCCUAUUAAAAUCGGUCAAAAUAAAUGAAUCUUUAUCAAACGUCUACCAAGUUGUUACAAGUAGACAACUGAUCUAAAUAUAUUGUGUUGGUCGAAAACUAGAACAAGAAAACGAGGGCGACAUUUCAGUCGUAAAUAUUGCGUGCACAAAAGAGACACUUUAUAUAUCAUACAAUGCGUUAUUAAUAUAACCUCUUUUAAUCAAAAACGUACUACCGGCUAACUGUUAUCAUCACCCUUACACUGAUUUAAAUGUAUAGGCAGAUUAAACGCUGAUUUUCUCCAGAAGGAUUUCUAUCAAUACCCAUUCUUCUAUUCUCAUACAAGGAUAUAUUAGACAUUUGGAAACGCCACACGUGAGCUUAACAUUUCUGUCACAUUCAAACAAACCGAAGCGCGUGAAUUAAGUUUCAUUCGCACCUGAUCCACCUGUCAGUUCAGUGUCUCGUCUCAUAACUCAAUCCUGCGCUUUUAGGCUGCCACCUGGUGGCUCUUCAAAAUGACAGUCUAGCUAUUUGCCACGUGAGAGCAUCAUUGUUGACCAAAGGACAAAAUUCCAAUCAACCAAUCACAUUUGAUUUAAAUGUGACGUUUAGGCUUGCAUCCAGAAUUAUACAGGACUGAGACUGGUUUAAGGUCAGUCUGGGUGAUGGCUAACAUGCUGGAAAUCAGGACGGAUGGAAACUCUCUGCUAAAGGCUGUGUGGCUUCGGCGAUUGCGCCUUACGAGGCUUUUGCUGGAGGGUGGAGCUUACAUCAACGAAAGCAAUGACCGCGGAGAGACGCCACUCAUGGUGGCAUGCAUGUCCAAACACUCUGACCCGCAGAGUGUCAGCAAGGCUAAGUUGGUCAAGUAUCUACUGGACAACAAAGCUGACCCUAAUAUUCAAGACAAAGCUGGAAGGACGGCCCUCAUGCAUGCUUGCAGCCAGAGGGCUGGGCAUGAAGUGGUGUCUCUUCUACUUUCCAAUGGAGCUGAUCCAAGCCUGGAAGAUCGUCAUGGAUCCUCUGCUCUAGUCUACGCUGUCAAUGGUGAUGAUAAAGAAUCACUAAAAGUUCUCCUUGAUGCUUGCAAAGCUAAAGGCAAGGAGGUCAUUAUCAUUACCACGGACAAAUCCCCAUCUGGAACCAAAACCACUAAACAGUACCUGAAUGUUCCUCCCUCGCCCGAGCUGGACGAGAGAAACUCCCCAGCGCCGUGUGCCUCACCUUCGGAGAUAGAUCUCCAUGCGUCACCGUCUCCCAGCAAAGAGGAAGAGAAAGAUACUGUAUUUAAUUUUCAAACAAAGUUCAAGUCGACCUCAAACACAGCAGCAAAACUUUCCAAUGGACUUACCUCCCCCAGUAAGAAGCCAGUUAACCCCAAAAGGGCUCGACUACCCCAGCUGAAGCGAUUACAGUCGGAGCCCUGGGGUCUGAUCGCCCCGUCUGUGUUGGCAGCAGCGAAUGAAGAGAACAAGAGAGCAAACUCUGAUGAAAACGUUGUUGCGGGUGUCAACGGCUUGAGUCUGUCCAAAAGAGGCUUUUUGUACAGGCAUAAUAGCGUAGAUGGAAAAGAUAUCCUGUUUCCAAUGAUGGGAGAUCAGGCAACGAAAAUCUCUCCCACUUCAACAUCAUCCAAAGCUUCAUACGAGAGAUCUCUAGCACAGCACCAGCCUCUGGGACGACGUAGCACUCUCCCCUCGGAGCAGGAGGUCUCCGGAGCAAACUUUGGACCAGCUAGCCUUAGAGAUACAGUGCACCGGAGAAGACUGGGUAAUGAGCACUAUGACUCAGACUCCCAGCUAUACACAGAUUCCAGCUUGCUAGACUCUCCUAAGGCACCUAUGGAGAGAAGAAAGCUCAAUACAUCCCCUCUUGCAAUGCUUACAGGUUCGCGAGAGUCCUUGGACAGCAAUCCUAGUACCUCCUCCCCUGGCACAGGAAGAUGCAGAGCACCUGGUCUGUUGGAGCGGCGUGGCUCCGGAACGCUCUUGCUGGACUACAUAUCUCACACGCGUCCGGGUCACCUGCCUCCACUGAAUGUCAACCCUAACCCUCCUAUUCCUGAUAUAGGAGCCAGCAGCAAGCCCUCGUCCCCACUUGCAGCAGGAAUCCGAUCGAUAGCUCCAGUAGCACCAAACUCACCAAAGAGAGGCAACCUCAGGACGAAGAAAAAGCUUGUAAGAAGGCACUCUAUGCAAGUGGAACAGAUGAAGCAGCUUUCAAGUUUCGAAGAGCUCAACCACCAAUCAUGAAACUCAAUCUAUGAAGAUGUAGCAAAUUUAAGUUUUUAGAUUAUGUUGAUGCAUAGACAGGUGAAAACAAGUACCCAAUAAUAUUUAAAGGUAGUUAGCACUGAAUGUAGCCAUUUAGGGCAAAGGGAUAUUCUCUCAAUUAAUGUGGUACCUUGGAAAAACAGCAAUGCCUACACACUUUAAAAAUGAAUUUUUGCACUUACAUUUUUUUUUUUUUUAAGUUUAAUCAAUUUAAAAAUACUUUAUUGACUAGUGAUGAUGAGUUUUUAUAUCAUUUUAUUUAUUGUUUGGUUACAGCAAGAAAAGAAUAUUAAGUGAAAAUAAAUUGUAAAUUCAAGUUAAUUAAACUUAUAAAUUUAAGUGCAACAAGGAUUUUUUUUACUGUGUAACAUAGAUAGAAAUGCGAUUUACAACACAGUCGCAAAAACCCAACAAAAGGAUGUGCAAUUUUCCGUUCCACAACAAACGCAGGGUUUGUCAUGUUAAAGAGCAGGUGAGAGAGCGUGCUUUUAUUCUCUUGUGUACAAAGAUUGAAUUUGACAGCUCCUGUACAGCUAGUUCCAGGAGCAGAUCUUCUGUUGCAAACAAAUACAGAGAUAGAACUAACUGUAAUGUCUUCAAAGUCUAGACAUCUCUCUAUGAGAUUCAUUAAGGCGGACAGGAGAGUGAAUGUAAAACCAGACUGUCAAAGUGGAGCACAGAGGUCAGCAGAUCAUAGCCAUUAAAAGAGUAAAUUCCAUUGGCUCCUGAUUAAAAAACCUGGCGGUCUGCAGGCACAAGAAGUGUUGCUGGCACAGAUUAAUAACAUUUAAAAGCUAACAUCUAUUUGUGUAAUGUUAAUAAUGGCUGUGUGCUAAUGAUAGAAAAAUCUGUCUCUAGUAACUUAUUACAUCCUUUAUUGGUUGCAAUAACACAUGCAACGUUGCAAAUGUAAUUAUGACUUACUCUUUAAUGCAAAGAUGAUUCAGUACUCCUCAUAUAGAGUCUUUAGUUAACCUUGCUAGGGUGGUUGUCUUCAGAGAUUUAAAUUGUCAGUUAUUUCCACGAUGAGUUUAAGAGAUUGAAUGUUUGUAGCUAAUUAUAAAUAUAUAGAUAGUAUAUGUAUAGUGCCUUUGCAGGAUAAUAAAGGGUGUUCUGCAUCACAGAUUACAUUAAUAUAUACUACUACAGUGCACAGCAUUUGAAUUACAAUAUUAGAACCGGUUUGCAAGUGAAAAAUCACAUGUACAAUUAGGUAAAAAUUGUGAUAAAAGCAUCCUUAAAAAAGGUUAAAGUCUGUAGCGGAACAUGCCUUGUAAUAAACCAAUGACUAUUGUACAGAAUAAUGUGAAAGUAGGUUUAUCCCUUUGUCAGCCAAUGUUAUGUGGUAGAACAAAUGUACACGUGCAAAUGCAAAGUGCUUCAGAUUCAUUGCUGCUAUAAUGUUAAUAGCCACUUGACUGAAUAAGGCUGUCAAAUAAUAAAUGUUCUGUAGUAGUAGAGUUAGCUGGCUAACUCCUCACUAAUUUCCCUUGGAUUAAGACGUUAACAAAAGCAAUCAGCAGAUGGAUUUAGGCUUUUGGUUUGUAAUUAUAAAAUACACAUGGAAUGUGUCAAAACUAAUAUUAAGUAAUUACUUUAUAAUUUAUUAUUGCAGGAAUUGCUAUUCAUUUAAGAGUGGCAAAGCACCAACACAUAUUUAUUAAUGAACCCCAGCUGAAUCAGAUAUUGUAUCACAACUGUCUUAUAUUAAAAC
Molecule: messenger RNA, 4688 nt
Organism: Paramisgurnus dabryanus
Lineage: Eukaryota; Metazoa; Chordata; Actinopteri; Cypriniformes; Cobitidae
Source: RefSeq, a predicted model, not a curated record